Molecule: messenger RNA, 2178 nt
Organism: Synchytrium microbalum
Lineage: Eukaryota; Fungi; Chytridiomycota; Chytridiomycetes; Synchytriales; Synchytriaceae
Exons: 13
Coding region: 1-2178 (725 amino acids)
Biological process (GO): activation of GTPase activity
Cellular component (GO): Golgi apparatus
Molecular function (GO): GTPase activator activity
Source: RefSeq, a predicted model, not a curated record
AUGUUACGACGAGCAAGGAUACGGACACUAGCAGCCAUAUUGCUACUGCUCAUAGGAAACAGUAUAUGUCACGAAGAAGGUGACUUUUCGUAUCUUGCAUACAGCUAUCCAAACGGGAACAUCACACUCUACGCUUGCAGCAUGCAAGAAUGUCUGAAGUGUACUCAAAUUCAACAGAAAUCUGAUCCAUCCUGCAGGACAUUAUACCAUGCUGGACUCUCGUGCACGACGACAUAUCAUCAAUCCAACGAAUCAUUCGCCCUGCCAACGGGCUCUACUGUAACGCAGCUAUCCGCCAACGCCUCUCUUCCACCACCUCCACUAUACCAAGAAUGCAAGAAUCUCGAUGAGGGCUUCCGUUUCUUUACCUUUACUAUUGUGGAUUUGUUGCUGUUUAUAGCAUCCAGCUCUGUUAUAUAUUGGAGGCGAAGACUAAAUUUCAUAAGCACUAUUUCUGAGAUCAAGAAGCAGUGGGGACAUCAUUCAGAGUUUGGAACUGUACCCGGAAGAGUCAAACUAGUAAUCAAAUCAGUACACGGAACUCAACACUCUCACAUCGGAUUACGAGCUGGUAUACUCGGCAGUGCACCUGGAACGUCAACCUCAACCGAAUUCAAGUCACGGACAAAUCCCCAAUCGUCGACAUCUCUUCCACAAAUCAUCGAAUCUCCUGUUAUAAGUACCAAUCCCAAUAGCCCACUAUCCAUAGUCACAACACCGAUAGCAGCUGCAGCACGCGUAACCGGAUCGUCACAUCCACCAGAGUCUAUAGUAUCAGUCAGGACAGUCCCUGAUUCAGAUACUACUACAAGUAAUAUUAAUAGCAAUCCACCUACCGAACCAUCACACCCAACAACCGAACUGGCGUCAUCAGUAUCGUCACCAUCCCUCUCAAGGAGAGUGAAUUCUAUGGGACCUGCCUCCCCAUUAUCAGAUGCCGCAACACUAUCGACAGCACCAAGUGGUGGUGGUACUUUUGAUUCACUAAAGAGAGAUGGUACUCUGGAUGCAUUAAAGAAGGAUGGUACUGGGGAUACGUUAAAGAGAGAUGGUCUCACACGUAAAAGUACAGAGAGCAAGAGUGGGACACAUGCUCAACCAAAUGGCAAGGAAAAGACGUCAGACAAGCUGGAAUCAUCCAUGAUGGCAGAAGCAGCCAAAUUGAAUAGUAUGGCUAUACGCUUUCAAAAGUUUAAAGCUGUUUUGGAGUUACCGAAUAUUGAUCUGGAUCAAUUAAGGAAACUCAGUUGGAAGGGUGUGCCUGACGAGAUUAGGCCAAUGGUGUGGCAGCUUCUUAUGGGUUACUUGCCAUGUAAUUCAGAUCGUCGUGAUGCAACACUAGCCAGGAAACGGAGCGAAUACGCUGAAUAUGUGGAACAGUCGUUUGCUAAAGGCAAAGAUGGACUUGAUCAAGCAUUAUAUCAUCAGAUACACAUUGACAUACAAAGAACGAAUUCUGGAGUCCCGUUGUACCAAGACGAACGUAUUCGAGAAGCACUAGAAAGGAUAUUGUAUUGCUGGGCUAUACGACAUCCAGCAAGUGGUUAUGUGCAGGGGAUUAAUGAUUUGGUGACUCCAUUCUUUCAAGUGUUUUUAGCUGGUGAUUUGUCAAUAACGGCCGCUGAUGUUGAAACCUGUGACGUCGAAAAGAUACCGCUCCAGACGAUACAAAAUGUGGAAGCUGAUUCAUUUUGGUGUUUGACGAAACUGUUGGAUGGUAUACAAGACAAUUAUACAUUUGCACAACCUGGUAUACAGCGGCAGAUUACUAAAUUGAAGGAGCUGAUUAACAGAAUUGAUGGUCCACUAGCACUACAUUUACAAUUACAAGGAGUAGAAUUCAUUCAGUUUGCUUUCCGAUGGAUGAAUUGUUUAUUAAUGAGAGAGCUAUCCAUCAAGAAUAUUAUACGAAUGUGGGAUACGUAUCAGGCCGAAGGUGCAGAUGGCUUCUCAGACUUCCAUCUAUACGUGUGUGCCUCAUUCUUGGGCAUGUGGUCUGAGCAGUUACGAAAGAUGGAGUUUCAGGACAUUAUGAUGUUCCUGCAAGCCCUCCCAACAUCAAACUGGGAAGAAAAGGAUAUCGAGCUGCUCUUAUCACAGGGAUUUUAUUGGAAGUCGCUCUUCCAUGAUUCGCCAAGUCAUUUGCAGAAUACGAAUACUGCGUCUCCGUCUACAUAG